AUGCGCAAUUUUCUGACGAAUUUUCCACCUAAGGACAUGUCUACUGCUUUAAAGCUGACCUCCCUACCGAGUUCUGUCGGCGCCUAUGUUGGGGAAGAUGAUUAUGAGGAGAAGGAAGACAACGACGAGCUUAAUACUAUACCUAGCAGGAAACUUAACAUUUGCCACUAUAUUGAGGACAUUCUGUAUGAUGAAUCCCGUGGAUUUGAGCUAGGAACAUUCAGCUCUUCUAUACUUUCUAGCGUCCUGAAGAAACAACCUGCCAAAUGGCCUUCUCUGGCCGAAGGUUAUAUCUGCGAUAUCAUAUCUAUCGUUCACAAUUUUAUUAGUAUAGCCUUAACAAUAUCCUGUCGUGAUCACAGACUCCGCUCAAAUAUUCUCCCGUUUUUAAUAGACGGGCUGAUCGAGAGGUAUCGGAAAUCUCUUUCAAUGACGGACUUUCUCCUUAAAAUCGAAAGAGAGGGAACACCGAUAAGUCAAAACCAUUACUUAAAUAUCGCUAGGAACACUUUAUUCCCUGUGGAUAUGCCUGAUGGCUCAAAGCGAGAGUGUUUUCAGGUUUCUGGUCUCGUACGAAUUCAUCACAUGAGUAAUUCGAAGCAGACGGUCGAGGACAUCCAUGACAUUUUGAAAUCAUACUACAAGGUCGCACGAAAAUGA
This is a messenger RNA of Penicillium samsonianum, 660 nucleotides long. RefSeq lists its product as uncharacterized. Lineage: Eukaryota; Fungi; Ascomycota; Eurotiomycetes; Eurotiales; Aspergillaceae. The transcript is spliced from 5 exons. The coding region runs from base 1 to 660 and encodes 219 amino acids. The record is from RefSeq and is a predicted model, not a curated record.